AUAUAUAUAAGUGUGUAUAUAUAUUUAUAAAUAUUAUGCUUUUCUGUGAAAAUUAUUAAAAUGUUUAUAAAGUCCGUAGAAUAAUUAAUGCAUUCGUAUAUUCAAAUCUAUAUUAGAAGUAUUUUAUCGAAUUAUUAAUUUUAAUUAAUAUUGGUCAUUAAUAUUGUUAGUGUUAUUUAAUAUUAAUUUUAAUUUAAAGCACACAAAGUAAACAUCCUGUAAAAAACACGACAUGAUUGAAAUUGAAAAGAUUUUAAUUGCUAUUCAAUUUCUAUUUACAUUAAAAUAAAGAGUAAUAUUGACUCUUUUUCUCGAUCAAAGUAUUACUAAUUCUAAGAUUGUAUUGGUUUCGAUAACUCGUUGCUAUCGGAAAUGAAUUCCUCGGUUCUUAAUGUUUGCUGUGACCAUAAAAGAGAAUAAAAAAGUUGUUUGUCUAGAAAUUUUCUGAUUAAGCACAAAUCGGGUUAUCUUAUAGUCAAAUGUGAUAUGAUGGAGUAUUUAUCAGCGUAUAUGUUAAAAGGCAACGCACAUGCCAAAAGCCAAGUGCUAGUCGAUGACGAUGGUAUCUAUCAUUCUUACGUUCGCCGUUUUGUACCACUUCUCCAUCGGGGGGGAGUGUUUUCACCUGUGGCAUCCACAUGCGAUGAAUGUAACGACUCUUGGACGUGUACCAAAUGAAACGACGCUCGCUAGAAAGAUUGUGCCUUUAUUUAAUGAGACUACCCUGACGAAUUUCACAUAUACAUUGUCCGCUCGUGUAGACAACUCGACUGAAUUGUCUAGCAAUUCAUCGCAAGAUGUACGACAGCCCCAACAAGUAGACUGCUUCGGAUUGGGACAGACAGUCGCGGCAACUCUGGAAUGGUUCUUUAGGAGCCAGCCCAACGGGAGUAAUGCUUUGGACAUACGAUUUCUUUUGUCAUCUAGGAAACAACCGCGACGCGUGCAAGUAGUGCUUGGCGAACAGUUUGGCUUAGAAUGGACAGAUUUUAAGAUAGAACGUAGAACGGUGAUCAUAGUGCAUGGUUUCCUGUCUCAUGGUCAGGAAACAUGGAUCAGGGACAUGGAAAAGGCGUUGCUCGAAUGGGAUGAUGUUAAUGUGGUGAUAAUAGAUUGGAGCGCCGGCGGUAAUACGUGGAAUUAUUACAAAGCAGCAGUCAACACCAGAAUAGUCGGAUAUCAAAUAUCAAAAUUUAUAGAACACGUAACAAAUGCUACGAUCAACAACGUAGUGCGUGAUGAGCCGAACGUAAAUAAUUGGGGGCCUCUACAUCUGGUAGGACAUAGUCUCGGCGCUCACAUUUGCGGAUUUGCCGCAAAAGAAUUGAAAAAGAGGCAGAACAGAUGGACUGUGCAAAGGAUCACUGGUCUGGACCCAGCACAGCCAUGUUUCCGCAGGACUGACACGUCUGUUCAUUUACAUAAAAGUGACGCGCCAUUCGUUGAUGUGAUACAUACAAAUGGCAGAUUAUUCACGAGUCUGGGUCUUGGUUUACCCGAAGCCAUAGGUCACGUUGAUUUCUACCCAAAUGGCGGUAAAACGCAACCUGGCUGUAUAAGAAUGGAAUCGUCGUAUUUCAGUUACUUACCGAUUCCUACGGAUGCAAUACAACGAGCGAUGUGUAGCCACGGACGUUCUUACGUCUAUCUCACAGAAUCUUUGACGUCGGCUACCGCGCGCAAUUGCAGUUUUUGGGCACACCAAUGGAAUUUGACAUACAGGCAUCUUUUACAAAUAAUCGCGGAACCAUGUGACAGAAACAUCUGCACGGAGAUGGGCAUUAGAGCAGAAAUGUACAAUCAGCGUGGAAGCUUUUUCGUGGCUACAGCUAAUACCAGUCCAUUUUGCGCCAAUAGCACGGAUGUUAUAGAGGAAGUAAAAAGGCAAUUACAACAGGAUUUCUUGGGUGACACGGAGGAUUGAUAAAUUGCAGUAGAUAACUUAUUUAUAAAUGAAUGUGUUAUAUCAACAUUACGGUAGUAAAUACUUGAAUAAUUUUUUAUGUAUUUGAUUAUUUACAGUUGAUUAUUUGCAUGAUACAAAUAUAUAAUUAUAUGUGUGUAUGUACAUACAUACACAUAUAUAUAUAUAUAUAUAUAAUUUUUUGUUUGCACGCGCGUUUUAUUCUUUCGCAUAAAUUGUUUCGCAAAACAGUGGUUUCUAGAAGACUCUCACUACUUUUACAUUAUUUUCACAAAUCCUUAAUAAAUUACAAAGAAAAAAUUA
Wasmannia auropunctata (little fire ant) is the source of this 2227-nucleotide messenger RNA. RefSeq names its product phospholipase A1-like. The transcript is spliced from 6 exons. The record is from RefSeq and is a predicted model, not a curated record. Gene Ontology annotation, biological process: lipid metabolic process. NCBI's taxonomy places the organism in Eukaryota, Metazoa, Arthropoda, Insecta, Hymenoptera, Formicidae. Gene Ontology annotation, molecular function: lipase activity. Bases 554 to 1924 code for a protein of 456 amino acids.